AAAUACGAUAGUUUUUCGAUAGUGUGUUGGUCGCUGCUGCUGUUGUGUUAUGAUUUUGUAUAAAACAGCCGGGAAAUAGUAAAAAUUAUAUAAUUAUAACUGAAUAAUACAACUACGGUGACUGAAUAAUAAAUACAUCAGAAAUGUUAUCACUUCUAUCAACAAUGCGUACUCUUGUCGUACGCCAGCAAGCGGGAGAAGCAUUGCGCUGCUUGCACCUGACCGCAGUCGCGGAGGCUGCGCGCAAGGGAACCCGUGAGAAGGCACGCAAGAAGAAGGUCAAAGUGGAGGUAAAGAAGGUGGGAUUCAUCCCCCACAACCAGCGAGACAAAAAAAUCAAUGUUAAGCGUGCGGACAAACACGUGGAUGAUUCCUGGAAGCAGGUGCCCAAAGAUGACGUCUAUGUGGGACGUUAUUAUCGAUGGCCCGUGUAUACGGUGGCCGAGGCCAUACAGUGUCAUCGGGAGACGCAUCAUCCCAGCAUGUACAAUGUGCCCAAUGCACCGCUAAACGUGGAGAUCGAAUUAAAUAUGCAAGGAGAAAAGGCGACGAGAUUUGUGGAUAACUUUCAGCGGAUGGCCAUGAUACCGCACAAAUUCCAUCACGGCGAGGAGCGCAAAAUCAUAGUAUUCACAAAGGGCAACGAAGAGAUUGCAGAAGCACGAGGAGCAGGCGCCUCCCUUGUGGGUGGCGUGGAGUUGAUCAAGGACAUAACCGGGGGCGAGCUGCUGCUAUCCGACUAUCAAUUCAUCAUUGCACAUCCCAAUAUACUAGCCGAACUGGUCGCACUGCGUGGCCUGAUGAAACGCAAGUUUCCAAAUCCUAAGAGCGAAACGCUGGGCACAAAUCUGGCCGAAAUGAUUGUGAAAUUCUCCAAUGGCAUCGCCUACAGUGCAGCCAAGGACGAAUACCAGCAGAACUUUGGCCUGAUAACGGCCAGCGUGGGCACGCUGGACAUGGAUGCCCAACAUCUGGAGGAGAAUGUACGCUUUCUAUUGCAGGAUGUGAACACAAUGCGACCAAAACGUGAUGGUCGCUUUAUAACUCGCGUCCUGCUCAAGAGUGCGCCCAGCAGCGAGCAGCUGAAAAUCGAUCCAUUUGUAUAUAUAUCGGAGUUAUACGACAAGAGUGCUGCCAAAUCAAGUAGAGAUGCCAAGAAGGAAGUGGCACCAGCAGAACCACAAGCUGCUGCUGCAGCAGCUGCGGCAAAUUAGAUUUUGUUAAAUUUGAUUGUUUACUUACAGAGGCGAUAGCUUUAAUGGAUCAAUUUGUGCAUUGGCGGAAUCGGAAUACAUAUUUUUUAAACAUUAUUUACUUUUAA
Molecule: messenger RNA, 1321 nt
Organism: Drosophila grimshawi
Lineage: Eukaryota; Metazoa; Arthropoda; Insecta; Diptera; Drosophilidae
Gene: mRpL1
Product: 50S ribosomal protein L1
Exons: 3
Coding region: 144-1214 (356 amino acids)
Biological process (GO): translation
Cellular component (GO): mitochondrion; large ribosomal subunit
Molecular function (GO): structural constituent of ribosome; RNA binding
Source: RefSeq, a predicted model, not a curated record